AUGCCUAAUCUAUCAACUCCAGCAUCCAGACAUACCCCGAUCCUCACACCCAAGGUGAUGGCCAUCACAGUGGUCAUGGCCAUGGCCAUUUUUGGGCUGUUGAUUAAUAGACAUUCGACCAUGACAGCAGCACAGAUUCCUGUUCUGAUGCCCAUGUCGGCAGUUAUCACCUCUCCCGGGCGUAACAUAUCGAUACCUGCGAGACCAGCGGCUUUUGGCCCCAUGUUUCCUAGUAAGAUAAAAGGAGAUCAGCCAGACAAUGAUAAUGGUGAUAAUGAAGGUAGUGGUGAUCAUGGGGGAGAUGGUGAUAGUGAAUUGGGUGGGUUUACUGGUUCACUAUCAGUUGUACAUUCGUUUGCAUGUGGAUCGGGUCAGGAAGGCCAGGGUCAAUAUGAUGAAGAUUACGAAGAUUUAAGAGAAAAGAUCGCUUUAGUCCAGCGAGGAGGCUGUGGCUUCUAUGAAAAAGUGCUAACACUCCAAUCAUGGGGCGCAGUUGCUGUCAUUGUAGGAGACAAUUUCUAUCAUCGUGGACUGGUCACUAUGUAUACAAGAGACGAGUUUGAUUCAGCCCAAAUUCCAUCAGCUUUUGUUUCCCGAGAAUCGUACGAUACGCUUUCUGGACUCGACACUAUCACCAUCACGAGACUGCCAGACUCGGCUCCUAUGAUGAAUACAGUAGUAUUCCUCAUGGUUAGUCCUCUGUGUUCUCUAUCUAUUAUUUAUGGCAUCUUACUUUUCCAUCGUCGAUACCGAUUAAUGAAAGAACGAGCACCCAAGUCGCUCGUGGACUCGCUUCCUACCCGGAUCUGGCAAAGUUAUAAUGCCACUGAUGAAGAGGACGAUGACGAGACUAGCCAUCUUAUCGCUAAUACUCAUGCUAAUGGAAAUACCGAUGAAGAUUCUGCUGUUUCGUCGACUGCUCUAUCGCCAAAGUCUAGUAAAGGUGCUUAUGAUAACGACAUGACCACCAACGUGUCGAACGUAAAUAGUGGCAGUCUGCUUCUAGCGCCCAAAAAACAAUCGAGCCCAUUAUCGCUAAUGAUUAGUCGACGGGCCAGCAUCACUCCACCGGCAACACUAGGAAGACCAGAGAAGAUAUGGGUGAGUUCGGGCGAAUGCAUCAUUUGUUUAGAGGACUAUGUAGCAGGUACCAGCAAAGUCAUGAGAUUGCCGUGUAACCACGAGUUCCACGCCGACUGUAUCUCUAAGUGGCUAAUAUACCGCAAAAAGACGUGUCCAAUCUGUAAACAUGACGUGACCAAACCUCCCAGAUCCGCUACUACCAUCAGCACUACCAUCACUGGCACAGGUUCGCAACCGGGUUCUAUCGACAGUCAUUCCGAACACGACAACUCUAUCGACUGGAACUCCCCGCCUCACAGCAAUCACGGCAAUCGCAGCACUAACGACAACGACAUACCCGAUCUCUCGCAUAUCUCCACACCAUCACCACCUCCACGACGACCCAAUACAACCACCGCGACCUCUGACACCUCUCUUUCCAACGAGACCACCGAAACGACUCCACUCAAAGGGAACAUCAACAGCAAACCGACUGAACUUCUACCGUGA
Sugiyamaella lignohabitans is the source of this 1572-nucleotide messenger RNA. RefSeq lists its product as uncharacterized. The record is from RefSeq and is a predicted model, not a curated record. NCBI's taxonomy places the organism in Eukaryota, Fungi, Ascomycota, Dipodascomycetes, Dipodascales, Trichomonascaceae. The coding region runs from base 1 to 1572 and encodes 523 amino acids. The transcript has a single exon.